This is a messenger RNA of Folsomia candida, 1757 nucleotides long. Its product is annotated as estradiol 17-beta-dehydrogenase 11. Bases 812 to 1735 code for a protein of 307 amino acids. The record is from RefSeq and is a predicted model, not a curated record. Gene Ontology annotation, molecular function: oxidoreductase activity, acting on the CH-OH group of donors, NAD or NADP as acceptor. The transcript has 6 exons. NCBI's taxonomy places the organism in Eukaryota, Metazoa, Arthropoda, Collembola, Entomobryomorpha, Isotomidae. Gene Ontology annotation, cellular component: lipid droplet.
UUUCGUUAGUGUUAUCAUGGCCAGUCACUGCGUUGCAUCCCGAGUUCCGUGAUUCUAAAUUUCUAAUAAUUUCACAAUAUCGUCUAGUUUUUGUGCAUCUGAAAAAGUUUUAUUAUAGCAAGAACCGCUUGUACAUACUUGUCUUAUAUGAAUUGAGUUGCAUGAAGCUGUCUGAUCUGGAUCCCACAACUUUACCUUGUAAAUCAAGCAAGAGGAAAAAUUGAAAUUUCUUCCGUCUUCCUGUCAACUCUAACCUCACCAUACAAAUCUAGUCAACAUUUAAAACCACAAAGUGACAAAAAAAUGUAAUGCUGGACUCAUCAUCAAACGUGAGUCGGAGUGGAAAUGCAUUUUCAGUGAUAUUCAGUUAAGAAACGCGUGCCUACCAAGUACUGUGGUACAUACAUAUUGUGGAUGGAUACGUGCAUUUAUGUAUUCAAUGGAAUUAUCCCCUACAGUGCCUAUCGUGUCGUAUGAUACAAAGUCUCUUUAAGAUUUGUUUAGUCCUACAGUGACAGUGCAUGUGAGCUUACGUGUCUAUGAAUGUGUAUGUCAAGAUGCGAGAACCAAGGUCAAAAGUCAACUCAGGGUUGUACAUUACAAAAAUAUAUGCAUAAUACCGAAUGUUAUUGGUUUUAUUAAAGCCAAUGUAACUGAAUAGAAUGGCAUUCAGUGUAAAUGAAGCACUAACAAAGUUCGCUAGUGCCGGUUGGGUCUCGUAAUCAAGAUUAAGUCUUAACAAGUAUUGAAAAAGUGGGUUUAUCGUUUGACUAAACCAAUCAAAGUUUAUUAGCUAUUUACAUAGACAAGUAUGACUGCCACCGGAGUGAAGAACGUUCUUGAGGUGUUAUGGGAUUUCUUAGCUCUCGUGAUUUUCAUCAUAUCCUGCAAUGUCGAGGCUAUCUUCAGAUAUUUUGUUAAACCACCCUUAAAGCCCUUAGAUGGGGAAGUUGUGUUGAUAACUGGAGGGGCAAAUGGGAUUGGGCGAGAGAUCGCGUUGCAAUUGGCAAAGACCAAGGCGAAAAUCGUGUGUUGGGAUUUAGAUGAAAAUGCUAGCAGACUCCUUGAAAAGGAACUCAAGGACUGUGAUGCUCAUUUUUACAAAGUCGACGUAUCCGACAGAAUUCAAGUUGAAGCGACAGCCUUAAAAAUGCAACAGACGAUAGGGGACAUUACUAUUCUGGUAAAUAAUGCUGGGAUUAUGCCAUGCAAAAGUUUCUUCAAGCACAGUCCUCAAGAGCUUGAAAAUCUUUUCAAAGUCAACGUUUUCGGAAAUUUUUGGACACUUCGUGCUUUUGUGCCAAAAAUGAUGGAAAUGAAUCGAGGCCAUAUUGUCACAUUAUGUUCAGCGGCUGGAUUGAUUCCAGUCAGAAACUUGGCCCCUUACUGUGGUUCCAAGCACGCCAUUCAUGGGGUCGUGGAAGGUCUUAAGGACGAAUUCCUGAGCAUGGAAGUCCCACCAAAAAUAAAUUUUACUACGGUGUAUCCAUUCUCCUGCAAUACUGGUCUUUUAACCGGAUUAAAAAGCCACACUCGAUUUCCAUGGCUGGUCCCUAAAUAUCUUCGUCCUCAGAAUGUUGCAGCCUGUGCCAUAGACGGACUCCGUAGAAAUUAUGAACACGUUUAUAUUCCUGGUUUCGUCCAGUUUGCCGGAACCACAGCCAAAGGUUUAUUGCCAAAAGUCCAGCGUGCUUCGACAAAUUUUCUCCAAUGUUAUGUUGAACCGACGAAAUAAAGUAUUUAAUUCUGCAUAUUUA